AAAAAAAAAAAAAAAAAAAAAAAAAAAAGGAAAAAGGGGAAAAAAAAAAAAAGGAAAAAAAAAAAAAAAGAAAAAGCCUCGAGGGGGGAGCCGUGCGGUGGGGGGGGUCCCGAAACCAUCUUAUAAACCGGAUUGCACGGAGCGAGGAGGAAAAACAACAACAAAAAAAAGAAAGAUACAAAAUAUCCCAGCGAAAGGCGACCGCCCGCCGGCUGCGGCAGCCGCCCGCCCCCCGCCCCGCGCUCCCGCUGGCCUCGGGCUGCCUUUGUGUCGGAGCCCCGCGCCCCAGCCCGGCGCAGGCGGCGGCUGCAGCGCGGCGCGGACCAUGCCCAGCUCGCUCUUCGCCGACAUGGAGCGGAACGGCAGCGGCGGCGGCGGAGGAGGAGGAGGAGGCGGAGGGGGAGAGACCCUGGAUGACCAGCGAGCCCUGCAGAUCGCCCUGGACCAGCUCUCCCUGCUGGGGCUGGACAACGACGAGGCGGGCUCCAUUUACGACAGCGAGCCUCGGAAAAAGAGCGUGAAUAUGACGGAGUGCGUGCCGGUGCCCAGCUCGGAGCACGUCGCGGAGAUCGUUGGCAGGCAAGGUUGUAAAAUCAAAGCUCUGCGGGCGAAGACCAACACCUACAUCAAGACCCCGGUGCGCGGGGAGGAGCCGCUCUUUGUUGUGACGGGCAGAAAGGAAGAUGUGGCCAUGGCCCGCAGGGAGAUCAUCUCGGCAGCCGAGCACUUCUCUAUGAUCCGAGCCUCGCGGAACAAGAACACAGCCCUGAAUGGCACCGUCCCCGGCCCCCCCAACCUGCCCGGCCAAACCACCAUCCAGGUGCGGGUGCCUUAUCGCGUGGUGGGCUUGGUCGUAGGGCCCAAAGGGGCCACGAUUAAGCGCAUCCAGCAGCAGACGCACACCUACAUUGUGACGCCCAGCCGGGACAAGGAGCCGGUCUUCGAGGUGACGGGCAUGCCUGAGAACGUGGACCGGGCACGGGAGGAGAUUGAGGCGCACAUCGCCAUGCGAACCGGCGGCAUCAUCGAGCUGACGGACGAGAACGACUUCCACGCCAACGGCACGGAUGUUGGCUUCGAGCUGAAUGGCACGGGCAGCCUGUGGAGCAAGCCCACGCCGCCCAGCAUCACGCCCACCCCGGGCCGCAAGCCCUUCUGCAACUACCGCAACGACAGCUCCAGCUCGCUGGGCAGCGCGUCCACCGACUCCUACUUCGGGGGUGGCACGGGGGGCGGCGGGGCCCGCCUGGCCGACUAUAGCCCCCCGAGCCCGGCGCUCAGCUUCACCCACAACGGCAACAACAACAACAACAGUGCCAACGGUUACGUCUACAGCGGAGGCGGUGGGGAUGUGCUUUCCUCCCCGGACUGCUGCUCCGAGCUGCCCUUCGACUCGCCACCUGGCUUCGACCUGGCACCCGCCCCGCCGCCCGGGGCUGCCCUCCUCUGGCCGCAGUUCGAGCGCGGCCCCGCAGCCGCACCGCCCUCGCCCGCGCCCUCGCCUGCCGCCGCCGCCUUCCCGGGCGCUGCGCCCGCCAAUGCCAACCUGGCGCUGCUGGUGAGCGGCCCGAGGCGGGGCGGCAGCGCUCCGCCCCCGGCACGGCUCUCCCCGCCCCUGCACGGCAGCGCGGCGGCGGCGGGGCCCGAGCACCCGCUGGCACGCCGGGUGCGCAGCGACCCGGGCGGGCGGCUGCUGGCCGCCUCCUACCCGCUGUACGCCAACGGGCUGGGCGGCCAUCUGCCAGGUCUGCCCUCCGAUUCAUCCGCUUCCUCCUCUUCCUCGUCCAGCUCGUCAUCCAGCUCGUCCUGCUCGUCGUCGGGCGUGCGGCGGAAGGGCAGCCGCGACUGCUCGGUGUGCUUCGAGAGCGAGGUGAUCGCGGCGCUGGUGCCCUGCGGCCACAACCUCUUCUGCAUGGAGUGCGCCAACCGCAUCUGCGAGAAGACGGAGCCGCAGUGCCCCGUGUGCCACAGCGCCGUCACCCAGGCCAUCCGCAUCUUCUCCUGAGCCCGGCGGCCGGCUGGGUGCUGUGCGGUGCAUGCUAUACAUAAUAACGGGCGACUCCAUUCUAGUGCUAGGCUAGUUUUUACACUGUACUUUAAUACGAAGCUUCCAAAUCUUCCCUUUUUUUAAAAAAAAAAAAAAAAAAAGAACAAAAACUGUUGAAAAAAAAUGAAA
Tympanuchus pallidicinctus (lesser prairie-chicken) is the source of this 2176-nucleotide messenger RNA. RefSeq names its product mex-3 RNA binding family member B (gene MEX3B). Gene Ontology annotation, molecular function: RNA binding. Bases 326 to 2005 code for a protein of 559 amino acids. The transcript is spliced from 2 exons. NCBI's taxonomy places the organism in Eukaryota, Metazoa, Chordata, Aves, Galliformes, Phasianidae. The record is from RefSeq and is a predicted model, not a curated record.